CGUUCCUUUAUACCAUCCACGGUUCACGUAUACGCGUUGUCGCGUCGCGUCGCGUUUAAUCCUUUAUAUGCUUCCAAGAGAAUUUUAUUACUCCUUUACAGGUUGAUACGUCUUGAGUGCUCAUAGACGUGAAAAGACCCUGCCCUUUUCAGGACUUUUGUGCCUUUGUUUCCUUUCAUAAACCCUGCCUUUACUAAACAUCCACGACGCUUUCCCAUUACUCGCAAAGGAAAUUUUGUCUCUCUUGUUCCAAAAGAUUAGUCAGGCAGCUCAAGCUCAUUUUACUGUUUGCUUUUCGCCGUCUCUCUCUUUUGCUUUGGUUUUCCAUUGCUGACAUUUUCCCUCUUCCUUGACCUAGAAAUCCUGCUUUCUCUUUUUUUUUUCUUUUUCUGACAAAGGUGAAAAAAGAGACUCCUCAUUCCCCUUUCGUUUAAUACGAGUUUUAGUUGAUUCACUCCUUCUUAGAUUUCUUUGUUUCUUCUGUACUAAGGACCGAAGUAGCUGCUGCCUUCCGGCUAAAGAAUUGUACAACCACUUUUCUCUUCAUUGCAAUUUAAUCGGUGUACUAAUUACCAAUUUUAGUUCAAAUUACUUUAUUUGAUCAUUUGAGAUUAAAUCGUUUUCAAUAACGAAUUAAUUCUCUCGUCUUUGGAUCAGCGUAUUAAACAGGCAUCGUUAGAAUCAGAUAGUUUUGGGUGCAAAACGCAUGUUUUUUAUGUUAGUAAUUGAUUCAUAACGUCCAAUUGCUCUUCUUAAAUCGGUUUUCGAGUGUUGUUUCUUUGUGAAAGUCGUUCAAGUCAUUGAAUUUCCGAAAAUCAUCGCGUACCUUUGACAUACUUUCUUUUUCAUCCUAAGAACUUAAUAGUUUGUUCCUUUAUUUCUAUUUUUAUCUUUAUCUUUCCUAAUUUGUUGUUUACGACUUUUUUGUCUUGGUAUAACGACUUUCUUUCAAACGUGAAGCUUUUUGACUAUUUUCAAGCAUCUUUCUUUUAUUUUCGUUUUUAUUUUUCUUUUCUUUAGAAAAAGAAACUUUAUUUAUAUUUUCUUUGGGUUCGGCGUUUCUUCUCUUUUCAGGUUUGUUUACAUUUCUCGAUUUGUUUAUUUGCGACAUCCUUCUUUGUUUUUUCAUCCUCCAACCACCUCUAGGCUUCUCCACCCUUUUCCCAAUACUUAUUUACUCUUGGAACAUUUGCUUAGUGUUUUCAUUUACUGUUUUUGACGUUCCUUAAUAACGUUAACUCAACCUUUUCUACUUUAUACUGCUUCUUCUUUUAUUCCCCUUAAGCUUAAUCUCAGACAUCUUACAGUGCUUGUUAUUUUCUUUAAUCUAUUCCCCCAUGUCUUUGCUUCCUGGUUCUAAAAACCAUCCUACAAAAUCUGUUUCUCAAUAUCAUGAUGAAAAUGCUCCCGCUUGGGACCAUGACAAAACAAAAACGACUACGAAUAAUGCCCUUGGAACCAAGCCCCAAUCAAAUUUUGAGAUUCGACUUCCACGCCGUAAUGCCCUUGCUGAUGUUUCGAAUUUAAAAAAUCCUUCAGAAUUUGUGGAACCCUCCUCAAAGAAACGCUCCCUUCAAGAGUCUCAGAAGCAAUCUCUUGAAUACCUUCCUUCCACUGAGGAAGAGUUUGAACAUAUUCGAAGCAAGAAGCGCAACAAGUCUUCUGAUAAUGCCGUUUCAACAUUAGAAAAAACGACCCAAAAAAAUGUUUCCAAUUCGAGUGACUUUACGCCUUCCAACCCUUUAAUGGUUGAAGAAUAUGAAUCCGAAAUCUUCUCUUAUAUGGAAAGUUUGGAAACAAAGUGCUUGCCCAGUGCGACUUAUAUGGACAGACAGCAGGAAUUAACAUGGAAAAUGAGGGAAAUUUUAAAUGAAUGGCUUGUGGAAAUUCACACAAACUUUUGUUUAAUGCCCGAAACCCUCUUCUUGGCCGUCAAUAUCGUUGAUCGUUUUCUAUCUUUGCGUGCCUGUUCUUUAACUAAAUUCCAAUUAAUCGGUAUUAGUGCCCUUUUAAUUGCCAGUAAAUACGAAGAAGUUAUGUGCCCUUCUAUUCAAAACUUUGUGUAUAUGACUGAUGGUGCAUUCACUGCUGAAGACGUCUGCACCGCUGAAAGAUAUAUCCUUCGGGUACUUGAUUAUGACCUUGGUUUCCCUAGUCCUUUGAACUUUAUUCGGCGAAUUUCGAAGUUUGAGGAUUACGAUGUUCAAACACGUACGCUUGGCAAGUACUUGACUGAGAUAUAUCUUUUCGAGCAUCGCCUUCUCCAAUAUCGUCCCUCCAUGGUCGCGGCUUCAUCGAUGUAUUUAGCCCGAAGACUUCUUCGUCGCGGUCCGUGGAAUCCUGCACUUGCUAAAGCUUCCGGUGGAUAUGAAGAACAUACACUAAAACCUGUUGCUUACAUCCUUCUUCAAUAUCACAACAAGCCAGUCGAGCACAAAGCAUUCUUCCAGAAGUAUGCUUCCAAAAAGAAUCUUAAAGCAAGUGUUUUCGUACAUCAGCUCGUUCGACAAAGAUUUUCUGUUUCUCAUAAUGCCGAUGAUGAGAUCCAAUCCGACCCAUCCUCUUCUAUCAACAGCGACGGUCAUUAACGCUUAUAUUUUUUUAACAUCUAUAUACCUUAUUACAUUCAAGCUAUCUUACUUUACUCUUCAUUGCUUAUUUUUUUUAUCCCAUUCUAAAUGAUGAUUGAAAACCUCAAAACAUGUUUUAUAGCUUCAAAAAAAGCCAUAUUUGAAGCACCGCUAUAUUUCUUCCUUAAUUCGUUUCAAAGCGAAUUACUUUGCAAUCACCUUUGAUCUUGCGAAUCAUCUCUUCCUUUUCAAAGCUUAUAUUUAUUUCUAUACUUCAUCUUCGAUAUCCAACGCAUUUUUUUUUCAGGUAAUAGGAUACCCCUUAUAUGUUCACCUCAAAAUAUUAUGCUAAUUAUUCAUAUUCAUUUAAAUCAGGUUUAUAAUCAAUUAUUACUAAAACAUAUAUAGAAAUAGACAAUGUAAAUAAAUAUAGGACUUUUAUUUAGGUUACUAAAUUAUAUUUUUCUUAGCAAAACAAAC
Molecule: messenger RNA, 3050 nt
Organism: Schizosaccharomyces cryophilus OY26
Lineage: Eukaryota; Fungi; Ascomycota; Schizosaccharomycetes; Schizosaccharomycetales; Schizosaccharomycetaceae
Product: G1/S-specific B-type cyclin Cig2
Exons: 1
Coding region: 1338-2588 (416 amino acids)
Biological process (GO): regulation of cyclin-dependent protein serine/threonine kinase activity; G2/M transition of mitotic cell cycle
Cellular component (GO): centrosome; cyclin-dependent protein kinase holoenzyme complex; cytoplasm
Molecular function (GO): cyclin-dependent protein serine/threonine kinase regulator activity
Source: RefSeq, a predicted model, not a curated record